This is a messenger RNA of Amphibalanus amphitrite, 4716 nucleotides long. RefSeq names its product alpha-mannosidase 2-like. The record is from RefSeq and is a predicted model, not a curated record. Gene Ontology annotation, biological process: N-glycan processing; protein deglycosylation; mannose metabolic process. The coding region runs from base 124 to 3591 and encodes 1155 amino acids. Gene Ontology annotation, cellular component: Golgi membrane. NCBI's taxonomy places the organism in Eukaryota, Metazoa, Arthropoda, Thecostraca, Balanomorpha, Balanidae. The transcript is spliced from 18 exons. Gene Ontology annotation, molecular function: alpha-mannosidase activity; carbohydrate binding.
UUUAGAGUUAUCCAGCUUAUUUUUUGGGGUUAUUAAUGGACGACGGUGAAAGCAGGGCGCCUGGGGCGAUUUGAUCAAGGUUUUAGUUUUAUUUUGGUUCGUCUAAUACAACAGUGAAAAAAAAUGAUGCAGCUUAGGUCAACAACAUCCAUCUUUAAGCUGGUUUUGGGAUUAUCUGUUGGAGUAGUUAUUUUUAUCAUUAUCCAGAUGUCAUACCUUCCUGGAGCUGAAAAGGGCUCGCAGGAGAUGCUGGAGCAGCGGCUGCUGCACCUGGAGGGAGACCUCUCCCGCAGUCGACAGGUGGCCGGCGAGCUGCACGACGCCAUCGAGCGGCUGAUGACCCUGCCGGCCGCCCCCGCCCCCGCCGCCGCCCCCGCCCAGGGAGGGGGCGGCGAGCCGCCGCCCACCGCCGUCGCCGAGAGCAGGGAGCCGGCGGACGCUGCGUCUCUGUGCGAGUUUGGCAGCCAGCCGCCGGGCAAGACAGACGUGCAGAUGCUGGACGUCUAUCGCGACAUUCCAUUCGACAACCCCGACGGCGGCGCGUGGAAACAGGGCUGGGAUGUGACGUACGACGCCAACGAGUGGUCCCCGCAGCGAAAACUGAAGGUGUUCGUCGUGCCGCACUCUCACAAUGAUCCUGGCUGGAUCAAGACGUUCGAAAAGUAUUACGCGGAUCAAACGCGACACAUUUUCAACUCCAUGGUCAAUAUGCUGGAGAAAUACCCGCGAAUGAGGUUUAUCUGGGCGGAGAUUUCUUACCUCGACCUUUGGUGGCGGGAGAUCAGCCCAGAGGUCAAGGACAGGGUCAGAAGGCUAGUAUCCCGUGGCCAGCUGGAACUGGUCACCGCCGGCUGGGUAAUGCACGACGAGGCCAACUCUCACUACUUGUCCAUACUGGAGCAGCUGACGACGGGACACGAAUGGCUGAGGCUCAACCUCAACGCCACAGUCAGUAACGGCUGGGCGAUCGACCCGUUCGGCAUGUCUCCGACCACGGCCUACUUCCUGCGCCGAUCAGGCCUGGAUCACAUGGUCAUCCAGAGGGUGCACUACGUCAUCAAACGCUACCUGUCGCGCCACAAACAGCUCGAGUUCUGGUGGAGACAGACCUGGGACAGCGGCGAUUCCACGGAUAUGUUCUGCCUUCUGAUGCCUUUCUACAGCUACGAUGCGCCGCACAGCUGCGGCCCCGAUCCCAAGGUGUGUUGCCAGUUUGACUUUGCCCGGUUGCCGGGCGGCCGGUAUAGCUGUCCUUGGAAGGUGCCGCCCGUACAAAUCAAAGAGUCGAACGUGGCCAAAAGGGCGCUCAUGCUACUAGACCAGUACCGCAAGAAGUCUCAGCUUUACGCUUCGAACGUACUAAUGGUACCCCUGGGCGAUGAUUUUCGGUACGACUCUGAGGCAGAAUGGGAGGCGCAAUACACCAACUACCAGAGGCUGUUCGACUACAUGAACAGUCGCACAGAUUGGCAUGUCGAGGCGCAGUUCGGCACCCUGUCCGAGUAUUUCGCCGCACUGGAGGCCGAGUCGAAACAUACCGGCGCCACCACCAGUCUGUCCACGUUCCCGCGACUCUCGGGCGACUUUUUCACGUACGCCGAUAAGAACGAUGAGUACUGGAGCGGCUACUAUACGUCACGGCCGUUCCACAAGCAGAUGGAUCGGGUGCUCAUGGGGGAGCUCAGAGCUGCCGAGAUCCUGUACUCGCUGUCACUCUCGGUGAUCGGCGGGAAGCCGUCAGCGGUCGCCCGGGACCACCUUUCACAGCUAAUGGCUGAUCUGGUGACGGCCCGGCGAGCGUUCUCGCUGUUCCAACACCACGAUGGGAUUACCGGUACCGCCAAAGAUCGUGUGGUCAUCGACUAUGGAAACAAGAUGAUGACUGCCCUCCAGCGGUGCAGUCGCGUGCAGCAGCAGUCCGUUCAGCUCCUCCUUCUCCCCUCGCUGGCCGGCUGGCGGCCGGAUGUGAACGCCAACUACUGGGUACCGUCCUCCCGCCGACCCCACGCCGAUCGCCUCCCUGAGCCGUCGGUCCUUCAGCUCAGCACCAGCGCCGCGCGACAGGUGGCGCUGUUUAACAGCCUGGCGCACCGCCGCGCCGAGAUGGUCUCGCUACACGUGUCGGCGGCCCAUGUGGAGGUUACAGACGCUGACGGCCGACCGUUGAGGUCCCAGUGUGCGCCGGUGUUCGCUGGGGGAAGGCGACUGCCCGGCGCACAUCGGGUAACGUUCCUGGCAGAGCUGGCGCCGCUCUCCCUGGCUGUUUUCUCCGUACGGGAGACGGGCGUGGGGGAAAACUCACUCCACUCUCUAGCGGAGGUGACGCUCAUGUCUCCCCCUGGAGUCGCUGGGGUUCAGGCAGAUCCCUCCGACCGCAGUGGACCCUACGCGGUGACGGUGGCUGCAGAACCAACCCCAGUGACCCUGGAGUCCUCCACCGCCCGGCUCCAGUUUGCCCCGGACGGUAUGCUGCGACUAGUGAAGCUGACCAACCACGACGCCGCGCCUCUGACCGUUGAGUUUGUAGCGUACGGCGUGGCGCGGGGAUCUGAUAUGUCCGGGGCGUAUAUAUUCCGUCCGGACGGGCCGGCGAGGCCGUACCGCCAGCAGGGAGCGGUCAGGGUCACCCGAGGACCGCUGGUGGAUGAGGUGACCGUCCUGCUGCCCGAGGUGGAACAUACUGUGCGGCUCAGCCACGAGGGCGACAACGCCGGCUGGGUGGAGAUAGAGAACCGCGCGGAUGUGUCUCAGCAGCGUAACUUUGAGCUGGCUAUGCGGCUCAGCUCAGCUAUUGAGAGCGGCGACCGUCUGGUGACCGACCUCAACGGCUUCCAGACAAUUGAGCGUCGUACCCUGCAGAAGCUACCGAUCCAGGGUAACUACUACCCGGUACCCAGUAUGAUGUACAUUGAGGACGCCAACGUGAGACUCACGCUGACCCUCGGACAACCUCUGGGAGGAGCCAGCCAGGCGUCAGGGCAGCUGGAGGUGAUGCUGGACCGUCGUCUGAUGCAGGACGAUAACCGCGGCGCCGGCCAGGGCGUCACCGACACCCGGCGAACGCUCAGCACGUUCCGGCUGCUGCUCGAGUACCCCGACUCGCAGACGCCGCCGGUGAAACCCCUCCCCUCCCUCCUGGCCCACUCGGCCCUCCGCUCUCUCCUGCAACCCAUCACCGUUCUGGUGGAGGGGCCGGACCUGCCUGUGGCCGCUCAGCCCCGCGGCGCGGCGCCGCCCGCCCGCCGCCAGCGCUGGUCGGCGGCGGUCAGCCCGGCCGCUUGUGACCUGGAGCUGGCUACUCUGAGGGCCAGUGUGGCCGGAGGGGACGGCGGGGACCGGUUCUGGCCGGGAGAGAAUGUGACGCUCACUGUGCGUCGGGUGGCGGCCGACUGUCGGUUCCCCGGCCCGCCCGGGGAGGUUUGCACCGCGGCGGGGAAGUUCAGCGUGUCGCAGCUGUUGCCGAAGGGCUUCCAGACCUCAGUACAGCAGGUCUCCCUGACCGGCGUGCACCCGGGCAGCACUCUGACGCUCUCCACACCACUUGGGCUCGACCCCAUGGAGCUGUAUACGUUCCGCCUCAAACUGCGGUGAGCUGCCGCGGGCAGUGCUGAGACUUAUACUGAGAGAAACCUAGAAUCUUCAGUCAGGAUGAGGCUGGUGUAUACUGAGAGAAGCAGUGAAUAUUUAUCAGAGAGACCAAGUUGAGAGGAUUGAAGAAUUUCCAGCCAGAAUGAAGCUGGGCUGUAGUGAAAGAAACUAAAAAUAUUGAGUCGUAACGUGGCUGGCCUAUCCUGAGAGGUAGUACAAACAUUCAGCUAGAGUCAGGCUUGGCUACCCUGAGGAUAUUAGAGCCAGAAUGAAGCUGGACUAUAUGAGAGAAACUGAGAAUCUGCAGCCAAACUGAGGCUGGCUCAAUGAGGUUUUAGGGUUGUGGGGUCAUUUUGUGCUGUUUUGUUUCAUCGUGUGACGGGUGCUGCGCUGGGCUGGAUACCUCGCGGUUCGGUUCAUCAUUUUACAGUGUGUGGCUGUGUGUUACGUGCACGCGUCGUCGUUCUGCCAUCUUCACUUAAACAUAAAAUCUGUACUAACUUACGUUACUUAUCCACAUAUGUUAUUAUUUACUCAUUGAAACCAGUAUAUUAGAAAUUACGGGCACCGUAUUAUUUUAUCACUGCUGCGCGGGUUAAUCUCAACCAUCAUAUCGACACGGACGGGACGACUUUAUUUCUGGUGCUGGGUGUAGCACGAUCUCAUCUCACUCGUGUCACUGCUCUGCGCGGCGGCGGCGCGGUCGGCGAGGUUUUUCAUCUGUGAUCACAGCACUCAUGGUAGUGUGGCGGGCGGGACUCGGACUGGCGACUCAGCCGGCUAACCGCCACAAGUUUGUGUUGUUGGCGAAUUUUAUGUCGCGGGUGCGGUCAGUUGAAUGAACCGCUCGUUUGGGUUAGUUUUGUGUGGACGGCCAGCACACUGCAUCCUCUGGUAUUGAGGGAGGACAAAGAGGUGCAGUUUUGGUGGAAGGGGGGGGGGGGCACCUGUACAUAAAGUGAGGUGUUUGGUGCACCAUGAAUAGGUAUUCGAGACGAUUAGUAUUCUUUCAAUACAGUGAAUACCGAUGCUAUCUCUGGAUAGCGAAUGUUAGUUCGCUCUUUGCGAGGGCUGACCGUCAUUGGCCCCUGCAUUAGCUGUAUAUAUGAAAAUACAUCGUCACCAAAG